AUGACCUCGCGCCAUCCAAACACAGUUGUGCUCCCAGCCCCAAUUGCUGUUUCACCACUCAUUCGAGCUGCUCGCUGGGGAGCGCUUGGUUUGGGUAUUCUUUGGGGUGCGUACCGACUCUGUCAAAUCCGGGAGUACCAUGCCGAUAUUCGAGAGUGGGAACACGAGAAGGCCGUCGUUAAGGCACAAGAGGCAGCCAAGCAGAAAAAAUGGUUGGCCAAAGAUGAGAUGCGUUACCUCAUGAAGACUGUUGGUAUUCCAUUCGAGGAAGGUGUCACUCAAUUUGGUGUGCAAGAUCUUUACAGAGACGAU
Messenger RNA from Mesorhabditis belari, 312 nucleotides. The record is from the annotation of a GenBank genome assembly. Lineage: Eukaryota; Metazoa; Nematoda; Chromadorea; Rhabditida; Rhabditidae.